Molecule: messenger RNA, 1239 nt
Organism: Tinamus guttatus (white-throated tinamou)
Lineage: Eukaryota; Metazoa; Chordata; Aves; Tinamiformes; Tinamidae
Source: RefSeq, a predicted model, not a curated record
AUGCUGCCCGACGCGGUGCCGCUCCGUGGCCGUGGGACGAGUGCCACAGCCCUGCGAGGGACGGGCAGAGUGGGACUGCACAGCCCUGUGGGCUCCCUGGUUUCGGGGGGAAGAGCUGGAGGCCCAGGGGGGCGCAUGGAGCAGCGCUGCUGUGGUGAAAUCAGAUGCUACUGUGACGCUGCGCACUGCGUCGCCACCGGCUACAUGUGCAAGUCGGAGCUGGGUGCCUGCUUCUCGAGGCUGCUGGACCCGCGGAACACGCAGUCGCCGCUGGCGCACGGCUGCCUGGACUCGGUGGCCAGACCUCAGGUAGGGCCACGCGCUCGCAGUGAAGCCUCUGCUCCGGGCUGUCGGUUUGGGAUCGCCGAGGCCUUGUUGUUUAAAUAUAAAUCAGUUGUUGCAAUUGGAAUAAGCUUCAUGUCUUCUGCCUUUGCAGGACAAGGGAGCAGAUAUCAACAUGACAACAACAGGAAUCUCAUCACCAAGGUGCAGGAACUGACCUCUUCAAAAGAAUUAUGGUUCAGGGCAGCUGUAAUAGCUGUUCCUAUAGCUGGCGGGCUAAUCUUGGUGCUCCUCAUCAUGCUGGCCUUGCGGAUGCUCAGGAGUGAAAAUAAGAGACUGCAAGAUCAACGGCAGCAAAUGCUCUCCCGUUUGCACUACAGUUUUCAUGGACAUCAUUCGAAAAAAGGGCAGGUGGCAAAACUGGACUUGGAAUGCAUGGUGCCCGUCACUGGUCAUGAGAACUGCUGCAUGACCUGUGAUAAAAUGAGACACUCAGACCUCAGCAAUGACAAAAUUCUUUCGCUUGUCCACUGGGGAAUGUACAGCGGACACGGGAAGCUGGAAUUUGUAUGACCAAUUAUUUUUUCAUCUGGGCUAAACAUAUUCUCUGAACUGUUGAAGGCCUUUGGGUUCUGCUGGACAGGAGCACUUUAUCUGAAAAACAAACUCUCAUAAAUCAUCUUUGAGAAACAAAGGACCUCAGCAAACAGAAUCUUGGAUAUUUCUUCUGAAGGAUUCCAAAAGUUGUCUUAUUUGCACAGAGUAAAAUACACUCAAAUGUAUUGUUUGCUUUAAAGUUAUGAAAGCAAAAAUAAGAAGUUGUAAACACUGUCACCAGGGUUAUCUGAACUCUAGGGAGCUGAGAAUUGAGUUGUUAUAUAAUAAACUGUAUGCAAGCUCCUAUGUUUCCUGACUUAUUGUAAAGAUUUUUUUUAAAUAUAUAUAUUUUGUCUGAAA